GCCGACCACGAGCGCACCACACACGGACACGGAGCAGUGGACGCCCCGACGACUCCAUCAAAAGGGGCAGCAGCUCUAGCUAGCGCAGCACAGCAAUCCAUCCACCCCCUCUCCUUUCCCCUCCCCCUCCCCGCCGGAUUCCUCCUUCCCCUCCCGACUCCCGAGCUCGGCAAUGGCAAACGCUUCAUCAGGUGCUGGGAUCCAUGACGACUGCAAGCUGAGGUUCGUGGAGCUCAAGUCCAAGAGGAUGCACCGCUUCAUAACCUACAGGCUGGAGAACCAGAAGGAGGUCAUUGUGGACCAAACCGGGCAGCGCGAUGCCACCUAUGAGGAUUUCACCAAGACCCUCCCUGAAAACGACUGCCGAUUCGCAGUGUUUGACUUCGACUUCACCACCCCGGAGGAUGUGCCAAAGAGCAGGAUCUUCUAUAUCUUCUGGUCCCCGGACACCGCAAAGGUGAGGAGCAAGAUGACGUACGCAAGCACCAACGAGAAGUUCAAGAGGACCCUGGACGGCAUCCAGAUCGAGAUGCAGGCCACCGACCCCAGCGAAAUCAGCCUGGACGUGAUCAAGGAGCGCGCACACUAGGGCGGCAAACCAACCAUCCAUCCAAUGCUCUGCCCUUUGGACGCCUCACGGCGACAUGGAUUUAUUAUGUCAAUUAUAGAUUUGGCGGUGUGACUCUUGAAACUUUCUUGAUGAUUUGUGGCUUUGUUACCGUGUCGAAAGAUCCCCGUGGUGAGACCACCACGGAGGUCUUGUUCUAAGUUCUAUCAUGUAAUCCGUUCCUUCUUCCGCUGCCCAUUUAUAUGCCGGGCGUUAUGCUGCUGCACUGUUCUUCCAAGUUCUGGUUAUAAAUAAUUAAAUGUUCUGUUUGGAUUC
This is a messenger RNA of Hordeum vulgare subsp. vulgare (domesticated barley), 883 nucleotides long. RefSeq names its product actin-depolymerizing factor 4-like. Lineage: Eukaryota; Viridiplantae; Streptophyta; Magnoliopsida; Poales; Poaceae. Gene Ontology annotation, biological process: actin filament depolymerization. The record is from RefSeq and is a predicted model, not a curated record. Gene Ontology annotation, cellular component: actin cytoskeleton; cytoplasm. The coding region runs from base 173 to 589 and encodes 138 amino acids. The transcript has 3 exons. Gene Ontology annotation, molecular function: actin filament binding.